AAUUUCGAAUAUUAUUACUCCAGAAAGAAAGAGAGCAAAGAGAACAGGAUCACUCUUUUCAAAAAGUAGUACACAUAAAAAGACGUUAUAUUACUAAAGAAACUUAAGCUGCGGUACAAUGCAGAAGUGGAAACCCAGGCCCAUCAUAACUACGCCCAAGAACUCUAACUAGAUACAAUCCGCCCACAAUUUUCUUCCCGGCCCAUACCCACAUCAAUGUUCCCAUACCCCACCGCCCACAAAAUUGUUCAACUUGUUUUGGUGGGGUGCGCCUGGCCCUGGCAAUAGUGCAACGCCUGGGCGACGCUCGAAGGCCCCAGUAGCAAGCUACUGUAAUGGACCCUCCCCCUUAAAAAAUUAAUUUAAUAUCAUGUGAACCAAUGACCCACGUAUCAGAUAUUAAACUGAUAAGAACAGAUACUACACUUGAUCUUAGCCAAAAGGCCGAGAAAGGACGAGACCUAUCAACCAUAAAUAAGGCAAUUGCCGAUCCCUUUGCUUCCUCUCCUGCUGUUUUUAUUACCACUUCACCUGUUUCUGGACCAUUUCUAGCUAACAGCUCAUGACAAGUGGUCUAAACCCAACAUUAAACCCAACAUUAAACCCACCACACAUGUAAUAACCCACACCAGCCUGGUCUACUUCAUGUUGGUUUUGUAACAAAAAGCCUCUCACAAUCAUGCUUCAUGAUUUGAAGAAUGUGAUUUUCAGAAAAAAGCAGAGCUUUUUAGGGAUUUGGGGACGAUGAAGAUAAAGUUGUGGCCUUUGUGAGGGUGAUUUUGCUUUUAAAGCUUUUGAGAAAGAGAACAACUGAGAAUGAUACUUUCUUUUGGGUCCCAGUCAAAUUUCAUCGCCUGGCUUCUUGAGCUCAUUCUGAUCUCCUGUGAAAGAUUGAGGCUUUUCAGUAAGUUUUGAGUUUUUUUUUCUUGGGUUAUUCUUACAUUAGGGAUUUUCUAGUUGACUUGGCACUAGGUUUUGGAUGUCUUUUGAUGUGAGUUGGAGAUAAAGAUGAAAUCUUUGAGCAGUGUGGGACUUGGGUUGAGCAUAGUUUUUGGGUGUCUUUUGUUGGCUUUGGUGGCUGAGUUAUACUACUUGUUGUGGUGGAAGAAGAAGUUUGUAAACAGAAAUGUUGAAAAUGACUACAUCAAUCCAGCCAGGGAGUUCUUGUGCAUGUUUUGUUGGAGAAGGGCAUCUUCUUCUAUGAGCCACAAGCACUUGAAUCCCCAAGAAAUUAGAAUCAGAGAUACCCUUGUUCAGGACACAGAGCACUCAAACAAGGAUUUGUUGCUCAAACCAUUUGGGGAAGAUAGCUUGGAAACAGAGCUCAACAGGCUGCACUGCCUUGGACCACCGAGGUUUCUCUUCACGAUCAUAGAAGAAACGAAGGAGGAUUUGGAAUCUGAAGAUGGAAAAAGUAGGAAAGGGUCAAGAGGAAGAAGCUUGAGUGAUUUUAUUCUCACUAUGGAGACCCCAUAUCUAACUCCUAUUGCAUCCCCACCAUUUUUCACACCUCCACUUACUCCCAUGGCUUUGGAGUCCUCUUAUACUCAACAACAAGGAUUCAAUCCUCUCUUUGAAUCAACAACAGAUGCAGAGUUCAACAGGAUAAGGUCAUCUCCACCCCCAAAGUUCAAGUUCUUGCAGGAUGCAGAAGAGAAACUCCAGAGAAGAAAACUGAUGGAAGAAACUGCAAAAAGUGAUGGGUUGGUUCAAGAGACUGGAAGCAGGACGCCUAGUUCAAUGUUUCUCAAAGAUGAAGAAGAUGGGUCUUUCAUCACAAUCAUUGUUGACAAGAACAAAGAGAGAGGGUUUCUUCACCAAAACCAUCAUCAUCAUCCUCCACAAUUUCAUUCAAGUACUUCUCAGGUUCUUCCUCUUUCUUCUUCACCUUCAAAGUUCAAGCCACCAGUCACAAACAAAGUGAAAUGAGUUCAUUUUUUUUUUUCCUACUAAUUGUAUUAGCUCUUUAAUUAAUCCUCCUAGUUUUGUUUUUACUUUUGACGAGUGUGGUAUUAUGAAUCUUAUGAGGUGGGAGACAACAUUCUGUGUAAGCAUGAUGUUGUUGAUGUAGUAAAAUGCAGAAAGAGGGGGACGUGUGGGGGUUAUUUGUUUUAUUCAAUCUCCAUGUCUCCUGAACUGCUUGAUAUCUGUAAUCAUUCUUGUUUGAAUAAAGGAUGAAUAUGACU
Rubroshorea leprosula is the source of this 2186-nucleotide messenger RNA. The record is from the annotation of a GenBank genome assembly. Lineage: Eukaryota; Viridiplantae; Streptophyta; Magnoliopsida; Malvales; Dipterocarpaceae.